CUACCACAAACUAAUGGUAUGGUGACAGGAGUAAGUGUUGCAGUUUUACAAAACUAAAUUUAACCUAACUUAUCCUUUCAAAAAUUUUAAGGAGGCCCUUGUGUGGUGAAAAGUGUUUUUCAGUAUGUAUUUGUGGAGAAAGUUUUUUAUUAUUCACACUAAGGCCAUACAAAGAAAAUACUGGAGCACAUGCAUAAAGUUGGCACAUUUGGCCUGAAUGGAGGAAUGAGAGGAAUAAGGAAAUAUUAAAUAUUUCUGUCAAAUACUGCUAAAAUAAAAAAAAAAACAGUAUUUCUCUUUGUGGGUCUUUCCUGCAGAACAUGUUAAUACACCCUGGAAAAUCCUCAUUUUCUGAAGUGAGAUUAAUAUAUGCAAGUUCACCAUCUUAUUUCUUAUGAAAUGCUUAUAUAUUCUGAAGUUCGUAAGUGCUUGUAUUUUCAAAUAGUGUUCUAGGUAUUCAUUUACUAGUGAUGAAUGGAGGUACAAGAGAACUGACAAAUGUACAAGCUUAAUGCAUGGUGACAACCCUACAGAAAGCUCUUUUCAUUUGCGGCUUUUUAGAGUCAUUUUAAGUUGGUGAAUUUAGCCAAUCAGCUUUCUUGUCUCUGCUGACAUCACUAACUAGCCAGUUCCCUCCAGCUGCAGAGAGCUUCAGUUUCUUUUUUUUUUUUAAACUAAAAUGGAGGCUGGUUUCUUGCCUUAAGGAGUACAUUGCUUUCCCUGCUGAAGCCUAGAUGUUGACAUGUAAUAAAGCUGGCAGCAGGAUGGUUGUGGACGCAGCCAAUUCAAAUGGGCCAUUCCAGCCCGUGGCUCUUUUACAUAUUCGAGAUGUUCCCCCUGCAGAGCAAGAAAAACUUUUUAUUCAAAAAUUGCGACAAUGUUGUGUCCUUUUUGACUUCGUUUCUGAUCCACUAAGUGACCUAAAGUGGAAGGAAGUAAAACGAGCAGCUUUAAGUGAAAUGGUAGAGUACAUCACACAUAAUCGAAAUGUGAUUACUGAGCCCAUAUAUCCAGAAGUAGUACAUAUGUUUGCAGUUAAUAUGUUUCGCACACUACCACCUUCAUCCAACCCAACGGGAGCAGAAUUUGACCCAGAGGAGGAUGAACCAACCUUAGAAGCUGCCUGGCCUCACUUACAGCUUGUUUAUGAAUUUUUCUUAAGGUUUUUAGAAUCUCCAGAUUUCCAACCUAAUAUAGCUAAGAAAUAUAUUGAUCAGAAGUUUGUAUUGCAGCUUUUAGAGCUCUUUGACAGCGAAGAUCCUCGUGAAAGAGAUUUUCUUAAGACUACUCUGCACAGAAUAUAUGGGAAAUUCUUAGGCCUAAGAGCCUAUAUCAGGAAGCAAAUUAACAAUAUAUUUUAUAGGUUUAUUUAUGAAACAGAACAUCACAAUGGCAUAGCAGAAUUACUGGAAAUACUAGGAAGUAUAAUUAAUGGAUUUGCCUUACCAUUAAAAGAAGAGCACAAAAUUUUUCUUCUCAAGGUGUUAUUGCCUUUGCACAAAGUGAAAUCACUCAGUGUCUACCAUCCACAGCUGGCAUACUGUGUAGUUCAGUUUUUAGAAAAGGACAGCACGCUUACUGAGCCAGUGGUGAUGGCACUACUCAAAUACUGGCCAAAGACUCACAGUCCAAAAGAAGUUAUGUUUUUAAAUGAAUUAGAAGAAAUUUUAGAUGUUAUUGAACCCUCUGAAUUUGUAAAGGUUAUGGAACCUCUUUUCAGGCAGCUAGCCAAGUGUGUCUCCAGUCCACACUUUCAGGUGGCAGAACGAGCACUAUACUACUGGAAUAAUGAGUAUAUUAUGAGCUUAAUCAGUGACAAUGCAGCAAAGAUUUUGCCCAUCAUGUUUCCAUCUUUGUACCGGAAUUCAAAGACUCACUGGAACAAGACAAUACAUGGCUUGAUUUAUAAUGCUCUGAAACUCUUCAUGGAGAUGAACCAAAAACUGUUUGAUGACUGCACACAGCAAUUUAAAGCAGAAAAACUCAAGGAGAAACUAAAAAUGAAGGAACGGGAAGAAGCAUGGGUUAAAAUAGAAAAUCUAGCCAAAUCAAACCCCCAGUACUCAAUAUAUAGUGACACCUGUCUGGUGAGCAGUCCUGUUGCAAUGGAAACAGAUGGGCCUUUAAUUGAAGACUUGCAGGUGCUGAGAAAGACAGUGAAAGAAGAAGCUUGUCCGGCACCGAAGGAACAGAAAAAGGAGCGUCCUGUGAUGCGGCGCAAGUCUGAACUGCCUCAGGAUAUCUAUACCAUGAAAGCCUUGGAGUCCCAUUGCCGAGCUGAUGAUCUAAUAACACAUGAUGGGCAUUAGACAAUUCAACUGAAAUCUUAUUUGCAAGAAAACCCUUUUUUCUGGACUCUGUUCCACAGUAGAGAACUUACUUUUUGUGCCAUACUGAUCAGUUACACAUGUCAAAGCUUUUUUCAACCCUGUUCUGUUAGGCAAUAAUUUUGAUACAGUGUGUGCAGCUCAAGAUUAUUAGUUCAAACAAUGGUAGAUUACCUGAUUCUAUAUGCAGAAACUUGGGUUGGUUAGAGUUAAACUAAGGUAUUUUCUUGAUGCUGUUGUCAUAGUACCAAUCAAUCAGAAAUCUACGAUUUUUCAUAUUACUACAGAGAGAGGAGCAGUCUUUUGGAAGCACAUCUGCUGUGCAACUUCCAGAAUCUUUUCAGGCUACCUAACACAUCACUUUUUGUGUAUACACAGAAAGCAGUUCUGUAUGGGGGAAAGCAUGAAACCAUAAUAUUAGUCAUCAUGUUUGCUAUAUAUAUAUAUAUGCUAGGAAGCUACAGUUAAACUGCAGCUUCUAGUUCUUGUAUAUCAUGCACAUGUGUAUCCCCCCCCCAAAAAAAAACACAUGUGUGAAUGUCAUAUAAUGACAAGCUACACAGGAGUUUCAAGUUUUUCCUAUAUAGGACAGAUUUCUGGGUAACGUGUACCCUAUAAAGUGGACUUGCAUUGGUUUUUGCUUUGCAAGCCCCAUUGAAAUGACUAGAAGUUGCACUACAGCGGUGUUUGGCAGACUGUUAGGCCCACUUUCUUUCUGUCCUCCAUCUCAAGUUGGUACUGUAGCAAUGGUCUAAAUUCUAAAUUUAUAUAUCGCUAUUAGGCAUUUUUAAAUGACAGAAAAUGUUUGACGAAAAACAACCCUACAAAAACAACCCUAGGCACAUUCUGGCAGGUUGGAAACAUAUAGUUAAAUUGAUUUCUCAGUGCAGCUUACAGAAUGGUAAUUUUCAUGACAAUCUUCAAUCACGACUAAUUUUGAGAAGCUCUGAAAACUGUUCCAGAGAAAGGCACCCUUGUCUGAAUACUUUUUAUGGAUUGAAGCCAUAUUUUCCAGUCCUUUAGCAUAUAAUACAAAAUAACUAUUUUGGAACUGAGCUAUCUGCAUUGCCUAGAAAUAAAUUUUAAAAAUUCAUUGGAUACCUCUUUCAUUUUUCAAUUUUUUUUUGUUAAUUUACCCAAAUGCUUCACUGUUUAUUUCCUUAUGAGCUUCUACUACAUGAUAUACUUUCGGCUCUUAAGAAUACUUAUUACAGACAUCAUGCAACCAGCUUAGCUGAAUACACUUCUCUGGAGUUCAUCAUCAGUAACUUUUUAGAUUAUUUUUAAUAAGACAAAAGUUUUUACAAAGGCUUUACACAUUUUUUCAAAUGCCUAUCUUAAGUAGGAGCUGAGAAAUGAGUUUUAGUAAUUCUGCUGUUCAAUACUUUUAUCUGUGGUGAAGAGUCCAUAUAAUACAUACACACCUCACGAGAAAAGUAAAAAUUCAUCUGAGUUGCUGUUGAUCUUCAAAUGCUGCUAUAUAUUCCACAAGAUUACUUGCAUGUUAUGAGAUCUUUUUUCAUUGUUCUAGUUGGGAACACAUGAAUGCAUUUUCAUAUAUAUAUAUCCAUAUAUAUAUAUAGUGCUUUGUCUUCAAUAUUUGAUUUCUCUCAGGGUGGCCAGUAUUUUAGACACUUAUAACCUGCUCAAGAGCUGUUUAAUUUACAAUAAGUGACUUGUUUCUUUUGUCUCUGCCAGUAACAUGACAAUGUUUAAUGUUUUGAUGCAGAAAAGUUUCACGCAGCUUCUUUAAAAUAGUUUUUUUUAAGGAAAUAAGGUAUCUUGAAUCUAUAAAAAUUAUUGUGCAAAACAGGCAUUUUAGUAACCUUGUGCAGAUAUAGUAGUGCCUGCUAUCUGGUCUCAAAAUAAAAUGUCCAACCUAUGGAAAGAAAAUUAGAUCAGGUGUGAUGGAAAUUACUGCUAAGACAAAGUUAAAUCUAAAGACCACUCCGAGCUUUAAAUGAAAUACCCAUUCUGUGUAAAAAUAAUUCCUGUUAAACUUGAAAAUGGAUAUGCUUUGCCAUAAUGACAAAACUAUAACUAAAGCAGUUCAAAAUGUUUUUCUCCAUUUUGAGGGGGGAAAGGGUGCUUUUAUACUAACAUAAAGUAAUGUCUCUAUGUAUUUUGAUAUACCAUUGUUUGAACUUCCAUCUUUAGCUGAUAACUUAUCGAAUACCUUUUUUAUAAUUUGGCCAUUCAGUAGGUUCAUGAAAGAGGCUUCUGGAAUGAAGCACUUGAAUUUUAUCCUGUGGGGGGAAUGGGAAAAUAUUGUAUAUCAAUGUUUGGUUGACUGUGUAACGCUCAAUGUAUAAGAUCUUUCACUGUCUAGAUUUUAUUUUUGCUCUUUACUGAAGAUAAACAUUCACCAAAAAGCAAAUACUCUUGGAUAGAUAAAGGAAUUAUGCCAUGGCAAUUUGCUCUUGAGAUUUUGGGCCAGUUGACAAACUUGCCUAAGCAAUAUUCUAAAAUUUAGCAGCACUAAUUCUAUGGCUCAUUUGUUAUCACCAUUUUUAUGCUUUGUAUAAAUUCUGUAUUAAAUUAUUCUAAGAACUAAUACAUCCAAAAUAAAAAUGUGCAAAUAAAAUUGUUUUGGUGACUGUUGUUCUUCAUAAAGUUCAGUGUUAGCAACCUUCCCAUGUUCUCCAGAAUUCUAUGCCUGUAUAUCAGGAAUGUCAAAAAAAUAUUACAAGUGUCUUUUUUUCGUGUGGCUUUAGUAUGGCUUCAUUUUAAUAUUGUACAUACAUUGUACUUUGUUUUAUUGUAAUGAGUAAUAAAAAUGUAGACUUCAUAUUUUGUACAGAAUGGUCCUAUGUACAGAAUAAAAAGUUCCUAGAAACAGCAAAAACAGUA
Molecule: messenger RNA, 5177 nt
Organism: Varanus komodoensis (Komodo dragon)
Lineage: Eukaryota; Metazoa; Chordata; Lepidosauria; Squamata; Varanidae
Gene: PPP2R5C
Product: protein phosphatase 2 regulatory subunit B'gamma
Exons: 14
Coding region: 735-2309 (524 amino acids)
Biological process (GO): protein dephosphorylation; signal transduction
Cellular component (GO): protein phosphatase type 2A complex; cytosol; nucleus
Molecular function (GO): protein phosphatase activator activity
Source: RefSeq, a predicted model, not a curated record